AUGGAGGCAUUUACUAGCACUGGCCAACCGCUGGCUGGCAAUACAUACCCUAAUCAUGAUGACUCUGACUCAGACAUGCUGAAAAAUGCAGGAUUCGACCCUACCAUAACGCUGUUGCAACCUGGCCAUUCCUCAUCACAGCACGCGCACCGUCACCAGCACGCAGCCGCUGUUCAGCCGCAUACGUCUGGUUCUGCUCCUCAGCCGAGUCAUCUGCUCCCCCCUGCUGAUGUCCUGAACUAUCAUGACCAUGAUGAUGCCAAUUCUCAAUACUGCUAUGAUCCAUCCACCAAUCCAUACUUGCAGGGAAUGCUAGCGAUGCCGACGCCAUCACCGUGGAACAUUCCAAGCUACCCUCAGGUCCAUGCACCCCCAUCCCUCUUUCACAAUCAACUGCUGCCUGCCGACCCGCAGUUCUAUGAAGAUUUUUAUUUAUCAUCUGCAGGCAAUCUUGUGCUUGAUGCCGAUAUAUCAUCUGUGCCACAGUUACCUCCGAACCACAGAAUUGCUCUCAAUAUUCCAUAUCCUUCCUCCGAUCCCAUACAUGAUAUGUUCUACCUAGAGGCUCCCGUGUAUAUGUCCCCUCUAGAUGCAAAUAACUCAGUGUCUCAGAUGCAUGACAAUAUCGUGAACAUUGAACCUACUUGA
Suillus fuscotomentosus is the source of this 648-nucleotide messenger RNA. RefSeq lists its product as uncharacterized. The transcript has a single exon. The record is from RefSeq and is a predicted model, not a curated record. NCBI's taxonomy places the organism in Eukaryota, Fungi, Basidiomycota, Agaricomycetes, Boletales, Suillaceae. The coding region runs from base 1 to 648 and encodes 215 amino acids.